AUGCGCGUCCAUGUCUGGCCGUCGCGUCUGGACGGCCCUGCCUUUCCUCUUGCUCGACCACAGACAUGCCGACGGCGCGUCGUCACGGAGGCGGGUGGCGUCCUCAGUGUUAUCGUGUCCAUCGGCUUGAUCUGCUUUGCGCUCGACAUCUUUGCUUCGUACCUUGCAACCGAUUUUUUUGUCCCCGACUUUGACGCGAUGGCCCACGUACUCGUCACUACGCUGAACCACGAGCUCGCACUCGAUGGCACCGGCGCCUUGGAUCUGGUGGCGCCACAAGCGGCCUACAUUGCGGCGCUGCCCAGUGCGCCGAGCUCUGCAUAUGCGCGGCUCCUCAUGUACGACGAUCUCACAACCGUGCAGAGCGCCGUCCGCGGUCUCCGGCAGCUUGCGGCGUCUCGCGUCGUCAGAAUGGUGUCGCCAUACUGCUGGGUUGACUUGCAAAAGCGUUGGGAGCUGGCCUAUACCGUACGUCGGCAAGCGCGCUGUGCGAGGUUCGAUGCCGCCAACGGCGCCGUGCACCUCGAGACCAUUUUGCGCAACAUCAAGUGGAAGUCGUUCCUGGCGUCAACCCAAGGCCGGUUUCUCUCGACGAUCGGGACGCCGAUCGCAGAGUCGAGCGAGGACGGCGCAAAAUGGCUUGCAGCCCUUCAGAUACACACAUGGGUGGCCGAAAGCGAUGAAGCCGCGCUCUGGCAGCGACAUGGCAUCGAUCGCUUUGCGCUGCAGUACGGGACCGGCUACGAUAUCGGUGUCUCGGAAACGAUCGAGAUGGCGAAUGCGCUCGGGCAGCGCCUCUUAUUGCCGCUCAAGGCCAAGCCGAUGUUAAAUCGCUGGGCAUUUCGGACCACCAACGUCCUGUACAACCUUCUCUACAACGACUUGUACGCCAUUGGGACCAACCAAAGCCUUGUGCGGGGCACACACCGCUACUUUGGCGAUGUUGAUCCGAACCAGAUAGAGACCUAUUGCCAAGGAUACCCACUGCGUCUGCUGCAGCAAGUUUUACAUGAUGGUAUCGGGCCUCUCGGCAACAUUGACAUCAAGUGGGUACCGGCACCGCGCAGCUUGAUUCGCUCCGUGAGCCUCUUUCACGCCGACCUCACCGAGCGCCUACUAACGACGCCAAGCGCGUCCGGAAAGCUCGGUCGCCACACGUUGCACCCGCGCCCUUUGCGCUGGAAGGACGCGAAUUUUCGCUUUCUUACGGGCAACCCGAUGUGCACCUUUGGGGGGCCUAUGCCUUUCGUGCAGCAAACGUUUGGCUUUGACGAUGUCUGCGGCGCUCAAGCCCCCUUGACGCUCGAGUGGCACGUCUACAAUGCACUCUUCGCGCUCGCUUUGUACGGGGCACACCCAAGCACGACCUGCGCACCCUUCGUCGACGGUGAUGCAUGCCUACGACUCGUUGCCGACGCCAUGUCCCUGCAAAGUACGCUACCUCUUUUGACGCCACCCACGUCCUGGACCGAUGACGUGGCAGCGUACAACGUCGGACUGUUUCAAAUGCUGAUGCGCAAUACGACAGCAGCCAUCGAGCUGGACCUGCAACCACUGCUAUCGCCCGACUUUGCAUUCCUCGGCGCCAUGUACCUCUACGACUGGGCGCGGAAUCAGCGCGAAGUGGUUCAGAUCCAAGGUGACGUGGCGUCCUUCACACUCAUGUCGUCUCUGUACCUUCCACUACCAAGUACAAAGGACGACGCGUCUGCACCCAGGAGUUUGGGACCAUAUCUCUCCUUCCUGGCAAUAGUCACGUCAGGCACUCUCGUUAUUACGGGGGGACUCUUGCUCUGCGUUGGCUGGCGCACGCGAAGCGCUAUAUCCCACGACUGGUGGAGCUUUGUGCCGCUCACGGCUUCCGUUUGGGUGAGCCGCAACCUCCUCGUCCUUCGCAGCGUCGCGGCCAUUCUAUGCUUGGCCGCGGUACCGCUCGGCACUUCAACGACGACGAGUGGGUUCAUUCGGCUAGUCGAAGGGCCGCGCUCCAUCUUGGUGUCCAGCGUUCUCGCCCUCGAGAGCCUUUGGCUCAUGCUCGUCGCCCACAAUGUGCUACUGCCGCUUCAGCGCACAAGCAUUCGCACGUCGCCGUUGCACGCUUUCUCAUGCUGGUGCGCAAUUCUUGCGCUGGAUCAGUUGGCGCCACUGACGCUGUCUGCGUCACUCGAUCGGCAGUGCUACACAGUUAACAUGGACUCGAUGGUGUACUGCACCAGCGGUGUAGUGCACGUCGGUAGCUUUUCGCGCGUACUCGUCAUCCUGAGCAUCGCCGCCUUUUUCAUUUGCGCAUCGUUCGUUACAGCAUUUUGCCGCCGAGUAUCAAGCACCGAGACGCCUCGCCCAAACGCGAUCUUGCCAUUGCUCUCUCCUUGGCGCGUGACGCCCGCCGGGCAUGCAGUGAGUGCGACGGCCGCGGUCAUGUGUGGCCUCUUGCCGCUGCGCUGGCGCGGCCGUACCUACCUUUUUGACAUCAAGCUCUGGCUAUUGCUGUGUGCCGACGACCGUGUCUUUGACGAUGGCGCAGAUGGCGCUAUUGUACUUCCUUUCAGCGCGCCGCCGAGAACGGUGAGACAAACAAGUGGGAAUUUGACGUUGCAGCGCUCGUCCUGGGAACGACUGCUUCGCGUCUCGGGCGUGGUGUACAUUGGCCUCACGCUCUGGAGCAACACGGCGUACUUGGGCGUGUUGCAAAAGUCGCUCGCAAACGAUUUUGGCUGGGCUGGCUUCAUCGCCACGGGUAUGCACGCGUUCCUUGCCAACACGUUCAACGCCCAGCUGCUCACUUCGGUCGACGCACCGAUUUUGCUGCAUGAUGCAUCGUUCGCGGACCCGCUGCAGCCAUACAAUAGCUCGAGCAGCAUCGUGGCAGGGUACCCGACGAUGGCGCGGCGGUACCUCUUGAGCACAGCUCCGCCACUCGAGGAUCUGGUUGCGGGGCUUCGCGCUAUGGACCCGUGUCAAUUACCGUGGAUGUUCACGCAGUACUGCUGGCUCGAUGUGAACCAACGCUAUGAGAUGGCGAGCACGCACUCCCGCCAAGCACGCUGUAGGGGGCAUGCGGCUAACGGCGCUCUGUACCUCGAGACAAGCUUGCGAAAUGUGCGCGACUGGGCUCGAUGGCGCUAUUGCUGGGGCGACUCGUUUGAUAUUGGGUUUGGUCGCUACUUGGAAUCGUCCGAAGGAGGUCGCUUUUGGCUGGACGAGAUAGCUCGGCCACAGGUGCUCUCGGUCUCUGAGGAAGUUGACUACUGGCGCGCACACGGUAUCACGCAGUUUGUGCUGCAGUGGCAGAAUUUUAAGGACACGGGCCUCGACGACGCCAUGGUCGUCUCGUCGGCGCUUGGCUUGUCGUACACACUCCCCAUCAGCCAGCGCGCCGGUGUCAUGCACUUGGAUCGCCAGACGUCGCAUCGUUUUUACUGGGCCUUUGCAAGCGACCUUUGGGCUAUCAACACCAAUACUACACGCAUUGGUGGCCGUUCGCUUCUCCGGCAAAGUCCCGAGUUUGCCUUUGCCAAUGCGACACGCGCCAGUUUGCUCUUUGAAAACCUAACCCUCUCGUCGCCACUUCUUCUCGGUCUGCACCUCGUAAACGCCUCGAUAGGUCCUUUUGGGGCCGUCGACAUGAUCUACAUUAGCUGCCCGAGGUCCCUCCUAGACUUCUACGACGCAGUGCGGCAGUCCAUUGCAACCGAGACGACAAAGAACCUUUCCGCCCAACGGCAGCUUUUAGCGCUACCUGCAAAACCCUACAUCGGCCACGUGCCCAUAACUCUUCUGACCGACCCGGAUGUCGGUAUCGUCGGCGGGGAUCUCACCUGCGGGAAUGACAUUCAAGUGUCGCCGCCGUCCGGGGCGCUCUACGCGCUCUUUGGCGCCGACUCGCUCUGUUCGUGGUGGCAUUUAGAGUACUUCACGCCGUCGACGCUUGGCCUUCUCUUUGCGCUUUCGGGUUUUGACGCGGUGCAUACCAUGCAACCAGAUACGGACUUGGCGGCGUUCUGCGCACGCGAUGUGUACGCCGAAGCGGCGUGCGUUGCCAUCUACAACGCUUCGUUUACGUUGGCGAACAGCACGCUGUGUCGGUUGACGGCGUCGCUGCGGUCUUUGGCGACGGCCGCCGAGUCGGAGGCGCGCGCGCUUGAUAUCCAAACAGUUCAGUUCCUUGUCAAGCCAUACAACAGUUCCAACGUCCAGCUCUACAAAAUCAAUAUUUUGGACGCAAGCGACCGGUCUUGGCUCUUUUUCGGGUGGAACUACUUGGCCGAGUGGGUUCUUGGGCUCCGCGAGGUUGUCUCCUUCCAGGGCGAUGCUGGUGCGAUCACCGCCAUCUCCAAGCAGUCAAAGCCCAUGACGCUCGCAAUCGAUGACGCGGCCAUCCCAACCCGUCUCUCGUUUGUCUGCCAGCAGUGCGUACGCUACGUCACCGGUACCAUCAUGCUCGGUGCGGCCAUCGCCGCCCUUUACGCUCUUUUUGUUUGCCGUGGCGCGUACGAAGGCGCGAAUCUCUUUGCGUUGAAUCGACUCGUUGGGCAUGCGUGGGUCGGCCGCGUCUUGCUCAUUGUCCGCGGCGUGACUGCGCUAUGGCUUCUCAACACGCAGCCGCUCGAGCUCACGGCUGUCGGCGCAGGCGCUCGCUUUGUAGCUCCACCGCUCGCCGUCGUUCCGACGCUCCUCGGCGCGUCCGAGCUUUCGUGGCUUGUGUACAUAAUGAACGACGUCCUUAGCUGCGUCACGCGCCAGUACACGCCCUUUUAUGCGUGGAAGAGCUCGGUCGCAGCAAGCGCUGUUGCGGCCGCGUGGACGCUGGCGGUGCCGCAAGACUACACGGCCUUUGUGCGUCGCCGCUGCACCUACGUUGAUAUGGACCUGGCGCUCACUUGCACAAGCGGACACGUUGAGAUUGGCCGCGUGAGCCGCGUCUCGAUUGACGUGGCACUCUGUGUGAGCUGCGUCGUGGGAGCCGCCGUCGUCGAGCGGCUUCUGCGCCCGACGCUGCCACCGUCGCGCAUCACGUCGCUGUUUCUGAACGCGACGAGUCUGUACUCGUCGAAUCUGAGCAACUGGGCGAUUGGCGACGAGCAGUACACGGACAGGAUGUCGGCUGCGAUGGGCGGCUUGUUCACGUGGCGCUACCGCGGAGACUUGCACCUCUUUGACAUCAAGAGCUGGCGGCACUUUGUCGUUGCGCCCGAGACGACAACAUGCCCGUUUCCGACGUCGGCGGUGCUCCCACUGCACCGCAUUCGGUAAGGAUGAGUGUAUUCCUUGUCUGAUCGAACCGACUGGUACCGCAAGCUCAAAAACAUGUGAACCUUGCCAGUGGCUACCAUCGUAGCGAAACGAACACGAUGCAUGACCUUGUUGCACUGAUGCGUGCGUGGGUUAUCACAAUGCUCUCGAUGUGAGAUUUUGGGGUUUUGAUGUGCAGUGUCACGUUAAGCUACUUGACGGUCGUUG
This is a messenger RNA of Saprolegnia diclina VS20, 5460 nucleotides long. RefSeq lists its product as hypothetical. The transcript has a single exon. NCBI's taxonomy places the organism in Eukaryota, Oomycota, Saprolegniomycetes, Saprolegniales, Saprolegniaceae. The record is from RefSeq and is a predicted model, not a curated record. The coding region runs from base 1 to 5253 and encodes 1750 amino acids.